This is a messenger RNA of Metopolophium dirhodum (rose-grain aphid), 1007 nucleotides long. RefSeq names its product THAP domain-containing protein 1 B-like. Bases 48 to 1007 code for a protein of 319 amino acids. The transcript is spliced from 5 exons. The record is from RefSeq and is a predicted model, not a curated record. Lineage: Eukaryota; Metazoa; Arthropoda; Insecta; Hemiptera; Aphididae. Gene Ontology annotation, molecular function: sequence-specific DNA binding.
UUCAAACUUAAAGAAAAGUAAAACAGUGAGCAGUUAAGAAUUUAAAGAUGGUGAAUUUCUGUAGUGGUUUCAAUUGUACUAGCUCAAGUGACGUUAGGAAAGACUUGUCAUUUCACAAGUUUCCUCUUAAAGAGAAAGAGAGGCUUCAAAAAUGGGUUCAUGCUGUACGAAGAAAGGAUUUUAAACCUACUUCCAGCUCAACUUUAUGUAGUUUGCAUUUCAAUGAAAAUGAUUUUUAUUUAGCUAUUGUAAGUGGGAAACAAAUGUUAAAAAAAUCUGCUGUACCAACUGUAUUUAAUUUUCCAAAUAAUUUAACACCAAAAAUAAAAGAAAGAAGAAUUCUGCAACGAAAAGACACAACCACAACAACAGCCGUUCAUAAUAGUGAAAUUUGUGAAACUGGAACCAAUUUUGUCGACAUUGGCGUACAGACAAAAUUAACAGGAGAAGAAUUAGAUAGAACAUUACAGGAUUUACGUCGAGACAAGAGGAUUUUGCAGCAGAAAUUAAUUAGAAGAAAUAAGCGAGUUCCAUUGUCACUGUACAAUAAAGUUGUAGAGAGGGCAGUAAAGGCCGAAACAAAAAUGGAGUCAAGUAAUGCAUUUAAAUGGUUUGUAACAGCCCGUUCUGCAAUAGAAGAAUUUGAAGAGACACAUUUUCGUAAGAUAAGGAUUCAAGUAUCAAAGGAUAUAAACGAUUUAUUUGAAAGAAGACGAUUAAGAAGAGAAUUGAGAUGGCAACACAUCUUGGAAAACAGUGAAGGUUAUCCUGUUAAAAAGUUAUUAGACCGACUAGAACAGAAUAAAAUGUCUAAAGAUGAAUUUUGUUUACGAAUUUCCCUUGCCUACGGGCUGCUAUCAAAAAUGAUACACAACGCAGUGUUAACACCAGGCUCUGGACAAAUAAGUUUCAGUUUCCUCACAAAGGAAGAAGAUGUCAAUAAAGCUAUAAAAAUUUUCAUGCAGGGGUUUGAAAUAAAAGAUCAGAUUAUUGAAAUAAUUAAAUGA